Salvia hispanica is the source of this 894-nucleotide messenger RNA. Its product is annotated as B3 domain-containing protein At2g35310-like. Lineage: Eukaryota; Viridiplantae; Streptophyta; Magnoliopsida; Lamiales; Lamiaceae. Gene Ontology annotation, molecular function: DNA binding. The record is from RefSeq and is a predicted model, not a curated record.
AUGACUCAUUCCCAGAAUUUAGAUGAAGAAAGUGUCCAAUUGGAAUGUGAAAGCAAUGAUAAUUUGCCAGAGUUCUUCAAGAUUUACAUGCCUGCUCUAUCUUCCAAAUUGCUGAGAAUUCCUCCAGAUUUUGUGGACAAAUUUGGUGAGGAUAUUCCGACAAAAUGCAGGAUAGAAAGGCGAGGGGGAAGAGACAUGAGUUGGGAAGUUAAUAUGAAGAAAGUGAAUGAUUGUUGGUUUUUGGAAAAGGGUUGGCCUAAUUUUGUAGAUGAAAAUUCCUUAAGAGAUGGUGAUUUUCUCUCAUUCUGUUAUGUUGCUAAAUCCAUCUUUCAUGUCCAGAUUUUCUCACCAAAUGGCUGUCCAAAACGAGAAAAUUGUGGGAUUUAUAAAGAGAAGAAGCCAGUGGCACAUAUCAACGGAUUCCCUAGUUUUUCAUCUGUGAUAAACAAGACACACUUAGAGAAGGGGUAUUUGUAUUUACCAGUCACGUUUUCGAAGGCACACAUGAAUAUGGAAAUAAGACCACAAAUGGAGGCUACUCUUUGGGUGAAAAAGAAAGCAUGGAAUGUGGGAGUAGUGAGAUAUGGUGAUGGAAUUCGACUUCAAAAAGGUAUGCUUAAGUUUUGGAGAGAAAAUUCAGCCAAAGUUGGGAAUUCAUGCACGGUUCAUCUCAUUGAUACCAAACACCUCUCUUUCAUGGUCACUUUUGAUUAAGGAGAGAUUGUUGGUUUCAUUCCACAUUCUUUUGAUGAUGGUAUUAUGUUAAUUAUCCAACAUAACUCUCUCUGUGACUGUAUGUACUUUUUCAAGUUGGGAUUUGUGCAGUUGUGUAAAUUGGUGUGGUAUUAUGUAUUUAUAAUUAUAAGUGAUGUUAAUGUCUGAUCUUUAUACUUA